GGUGGUGAUGACGGGAGAACUGUCGGCUUUGUCCCUGGUUGUGGCGGUCGCACCGGUGUUAGAAAUGAUGUGGCUGUCUUAGGAUUCCGGCUUAUAAAACGAGAAAAAAAAAGUUGGCACCUUUUUUUAAUUACUGAAAACGUUUUUAAUUAUUUUUUUCAUUCUGAUCUGAUCUUUGUUGCUGGUUCGUGGUGUCGAUUGAACUGUUUGGGUCCCUAAGAGUGUGGGGAAUGCAUCUGAGUUGGUUCAUUUCUGGGUUGAUUUGAACCCGUUUUGGCUUAGAGCUGGUUUCUUCAUCUUUGUUUCUUCUCAGAAUCUCGAGCUUUUAGCUUUUCUGGGUUGGUCAUUCAGUUGAAUAUUAAGAGAUUGGAUUUGAUAUGCUUAUAAAAGAUGUCGUUCAAGAGUAUUAUGAGAGAAUUGAAGGAAAUGAAAGAGGAUAUUGGGAACAUAUCGAAGAGUGGAGGGGAAAGCAAGAUUUGGCGUAGUCGGACUCGAUCCCAUGUUGCUCCUGAUCAAGCACAGGCUGAACCCGAAUCUAUAGACCAAAGCCCUUGGUCGAACCUACCUCCUGAACUGCUCCUAGAUAUCAUCCAGAGGGUUGAAGGGAGCGAGACCGCUUGGCCUGCUCGAGCAGCGGUUGUGUUUUGUGCAGCAGUUUGUAGGUCUUGGAGGGGGAUUACAAAGGAGAUUGUGAAGAACCCUGAGCAAUGUGGAAGGCUCACAUUCCCCAUUUCGUUGAAGCAGCCGGGUCCUCGUGAGUCCCCAAUUCAAUGCUAUAUUAGAAGGGACAGAGCAACUUCUACAUAUCUUUUGUUCCAUGGUUUGAUGCCUUCCGAGGGAUCGAGGGAUAAAUUGUUGUUAGCAGCAAGGAAGGUCAGAAGGGCUACAUGCACGGACUUUGUUGUAUCUUUGGUUGCUGAUGAGUUUUCUAGGGCCAGCCAUACAUAUGUUGGUAAACUAAGGUCUAAUUUUUUUGGUACCAAGUUCACAAUAUAUGACGGUCAAUCUCCAUGUGAUUGGAUAAUCCCAUCAACUACUACUCGAUCGAGUCGAAGAUUCUAUUCAAAGCAGGCAUCUCCAAAGCUAUCCUCAUCCAACUGCAACAUAUGUACCAUUACCUAUGAGCUCAAUGUUUUGCGAACACGGGGACCAAGGAGAAUACAUUGCAUUUUGCACUCGAUUCCUGUUUCUGCUAUUCAGGAAGGAGGCACUGCACCGACACCAUUAGCAUUUGGAAAAUCCUCUGACGAACAACUUUUUUCCUUGACCAGUUCAAAAGGAAAGGAACCAGUGACAGACACCAGCUCCCCAUCCCUCCCUGCCACUCCAGUCAUCGCCCUGGAAUCAGGAGAGCCACUAACCCUAAAGAACAAAGCUCCAAGAUGGCAUGAACAGUUACAGUGCUGGUGCCUUAACUUUAAGGGGCGUGUGACGGUGGCCUCUGUUAAGAAUUUCCAGCUAGUUGCAGCUGUUGAGCCAUCACAUAACGUACCACUGGAAGAGCAAGAGAAGGUAAUUUUACAGUUUGGAAAAAUCGGUAAAGACAUCUUCACCAUGGAUUAUCGUUACCCUCUAUCUGCAUUUCAAGCAUUCGCAAUCUGCCUAAGCAGUUUUGACACCAAACCGGCUUGCGAAUGAUCACCACAGAUCGUAGGUCUAUGUUAUUGACGUUACCAUGGAUUAUUGUUAACCCUUCCUUGCCUUUGCAAUCUGCCAGAGCAGCUUUGUUCCGAAUCGGCCUGUGAAUGAUGUAGUAUGUUGGUAAGAGGAUUCGCCUCUCCCCCUUGGAAUGCUUCAUGUAGUUUGUUACCAACAUUUAUGUUCUAAUGGAAGCUUUUCUUGGAAGGUCUA
Hibiscus syriacus is the source of this 1851-nucleotide messenger RNA. RefSeq names its product tubby-like F-box protein 2. Gene Ontology annotation, molecular function: protein binding. Lineage: Eukaryota; Viridiplantae; Streptophyta; Magnoliopsida; Malvales; Malvaceae. Bases 391 to 1638 code for a protein of 415 amino acids. The record is from RefSeq and is a predicted model, not a curated record. The transcript has 5 exons.